AUGUCCCGCAGCUUCAGUCUUGUUAAACGCUUGUCUCUGUCUGUUUCCAAGGUGUCGGAGAGAGAGAUCUCUGGGGGUGGGAAAUCCUGCUGGUUCUUCCAUCGAGUGAACACUGAAGCACGCACACACUCAGUUACAAUGGUUCUGUUUUUGGUGGCGGCCACAACAACAUCCAAUAACUCCAGCAACGGGAACAAUACACAAGGACAGGCCGCCUCCCCCAGCCCCCACAUCCUCCCCACGGUCCUGGUGUUGUCACUGCUGCUGCUCAUCAUCGCUCUGCUCGCCUGGUACUGCCUCAGGUUAAAAAACCAGAGGAAAGCAGCCGUCACAACAGUUGACAAGAAGGUUCCCAAUGGCAUCCUGGAAGAACAAGAUUUGGCUUACAGUACUGAGUCGCUUUACACCAGUUUACCCCCAGAGCAGCAGACCGUGGUUCUCCUGCCCCCAUCUCCCUCCGCCUCCAAGACGUACUUCCCCAUCCUCCUGGAGCACCUGGAGGAGGAGUACAGGGUCCGAUCUGCCGACGACGGGAAACUUUUCAGGGAAGAAUACAACUCGAUACCAGGAGGAAAUGUCCAGGGCAAAUAUGAAGAGGCCAACAGGGAGGACAACAAGGACAAGAACAGAUACCCUAAUAUCCUCCCAUACGAUCAUUCCCGAGUGGUGUUGACUCAGCUGGAGGGAGUUCCCUGUUCGGACUACAUCAACGCUUCCUACAUCGACGGAUUCACGGAAAAGAAAAAGUUUAUUGCAGCACAAGGUCCCAAAGAAGACACGGUGGCAGAUUUCUGGAGAAUGAUUUGGGAACAGAAAGUGGCCACCGUCGUUAUGUUGACGAAUCUGAAAGAGAGGAAAGAGGACAAGUGUCACCAGUACUGGCCGGACCAGGGCUGCUGGACCUACGGGAACAUCCGAGUGGCAGUGGAAGACUUCACCAUCCUCGUGGACUACACCAUUCGCAAGUUCUGUAUUCAAAACCAGGCCUCAGACACAGGGAAAAGCUCUCGCCUCGUCACUCAGCUCCACUUCACCAGUUGGCCGGACUUCGGGGUUCCCUUCUCUCCGAUCGGAAUGCUCAAGUUCCUCAAGAAAGUCAAAGCUGUCAACCCUCCCUUCUCUGGCCCUAUCGUGGUCCACUGCAGUGCUGGCGUGGGCAGGACCGGGACGUUCAUCGUGAUCGACGGGAUGAUCGACAUGAUGCACACGGACCAGAAGGUUGACGUGUCCGGUUUUGUGUCCAAGAUCCGGGAACAGCGCUCCCAGCUCAUCCAGACUGAUAUGCAGUACUCGUUCAUAUACCAGGCCCUUCUCGAAUACUUCCUGUACGGAGACACGGAGCUGGACGUGUCGUCGUUAGAAGGACAUUUACACAAACUGCACAACACGUACGCAGACGGGGACCGCGUGGGGCUGGAGGAGGAGUUCAAGAAACUCACCAAUAUGAGAAUAAUGAAAGAGAACAUGCGGACAGGGAACCUCCCAGCCAACAUGAAGAAGAACAGAGUACUCCAAAUCAUCCCAUACGACUUCAACAGAGUCAUUCUGUCCAUGCGCCGCGGACAGGAGUUCACCGACUACAUCAACGCCUCCUUCAUAGACGGCUACAGACAGAAGGACUACUUCAUCGCCACGCAGGGCCCAGUCCCGCACACCGUGGAGGACUUCUGGAGGAUGGUGUGGGAGUGGAAGUGUCACUCUAUUGUAAUGCUGACAGAGCUCCAGGAGAGGGAGCAAGAUAAGUGUUGUCAGUACUGGCCGACAGAGGACGCAGUGUCGUACGGAGACUUCAGAGUGGAGCUGAAGGCGGACUCUCUGUGUGACACGUUCAGCCUCAAGGACCUGGUACUGUCCUGUGUGCCGGAGAAGCAGACGCGGCUGGUCCGGCACUUCCACUUCCACGGCUGGCCUGAGAUCGGGAUCCCGGCCGAGGGCAAAGGAAUGAUCGACAUCAUCGCCUCCGUCCAGAAGCAGCAGCAGCAGUCGGGAAACCACCCCAUCGUCGUGCACUGCAGUGCUGGUGCAGGGAGGACCGGUACGUUCAUCGCUCUCAGUAACAUCCUGGAGAGAGUGAAGGCCGAGGGUCUGCUGGACGUGUUCCAGACCGUCAAGAGUUUACGAAUGCAGAGGCCUCACAUGGUCCAGACUGUAGAACAGUACGACUUCUGCUACAAGGUGGUACAGGACUUUGUGGACAUUUUCUCAGACUAUGCCAACUUUAAAUGA
Knipowitschia caucasica is the source of this 2226-nucleotide messenger RNA. NCBI's taxonomy places the organism in Eukaryota, Metazoa, Chordata, Actinopteri, Gobiiformes, Gobiidae. The record is from the annotation of a GenBank genome assembly.